Molecule: messenger RNA, 635 nt
Organism: Paramuricea clavata
Lineage: Eukaryota; Metazoa; Cnidaria; Anthozoa; Malacalcyonacea; Plexauridae
Source: the annotation of a GenBank genome assembly
AUGCUCCGUCGGGAAUUCAAGAUACAAGGACAAAUCGGAGAGCCGGGACAUAAAGAUAAACUAGCAUAUCAGUCACUCAUUUCACAGAUUGAAAUUGGGCUGCAAAAGGGUUACACAGAAGAGGAAAUUACCCAUGCUGUUGUUAGAGCUGUUCAGGCUGGGUUACAACUACGAGGUUAUUUGGAGGGAAUGAAUGAGUUGACAUUAGCAUGAUUACGUAAAAUACUGCGCUUUCAUUUCCAAGAGAAAAGUGCUACCGAGCUCUACCAGCUCUUGGCUAAUAUCAGUCAAGCCCCAAAAGAAAGUCCACAAGAAUUUUUAAUGCGUGCCCUGACGAUUCGGCAAAAAUAGUGUUUGCAUCGAAAGAAUCGGAUACCAAGAUCAAAUAUGAUGAAGGACUUGUCCAAGGCCUAUUCCUGCAUGCUCUAGAAACUGGCCUUGCCGAUGAAACCAUCUGGGCAAAAAUGAGGCCACUACUUAAGAACGAAUCAGUGGCUGAUGAAGAGCUAAUUGAAGUAAUGAGCUCUGCGAUGGCUGCUGAAUCAGAAAGAGCCAAGAAGUUCAACCAGGUUGGUCGAGCAAAGUCCUCACUAAAAGUCUCCACCAAGACCUGCAGAGUCACCAAAUGCACAUGA